UUUAGGAGACGCACUCGCGCGUGCGUACAUGUUUGUGGGAGUAGCCAGCAACAAAACUCGAAAAUUAUUAAUGAAAUCAUCAAGUAUAUGCGUUUAUGUGGCGGUCUCUCUCGAUUUCAACUCCUUUUACAUACUCUAGAAGGUGUGAGAAACAUGCUACAAUGAAAGAAAAAAAACCCCUGAAAACCUCUAACUGCUCAAACACAGACCACACCCUCUAAAGUUUCUGGAACAAGAUUCAAACUGAUUGUAUAUUAUAGGAAAAGACAUUAAUGACAAGUCUGAAGUAGCUGCUCAAGAGUUGUAAUGGAAAUCUUACCAUUUGAGGAGGUGGAGUUUGUUGCUAAAGCCAAAGUACAGCUGCAGCAAGGUGGUGUCUCUGGUAUUCAACAGCAUGGCUAUUACAACAUCAUCUCUGCACCUCUACAAGGUUUCUCAGAAGACUGCAGUGAUGAGGAUGACUACAUGACACCACUGGGACCUAAAAGCGAGGAAGGCUCUGUGUGCUGUGUUUGUGGAGAAAACAUCCCCUUACUGAAGAACUGAUAGAUCACUUCAAGACACACACAGCUGAGGUGUCUUGCCACCUGUGUCGGACAAAGUUUGGACAAGUUAUUUCGCUGGCAGUACACUUAAAAAAUGCCCAUCCAAGGAAAAAUUUUAUGUGUGGAAUCUGCAGAACUCUCUUUAGGUGCACGUGGCGUCUGAAUGGACAUAUGGAAAAGCAUCGGAAAGACAUAAUGGAGGUAAAACCUGUGGUUAAAAUGGAACAGACAGAAGAAAUCGGCAUCAAAGAGAAUAUAAGAUACACUGAUAUGAGACAAAUAACCUUGAUGGAUCAUUCAUAUUGUGUCUCAGAUCAAGCAGCUACAAAUGACACUUGCAGUGCCAUCCAGAAACACAUCGACAAUGAUACAAACUCCACAAAUCAAGAGUCACGCAUCGAAACACAAACCGAAAGAUUGCCUCUUUUUGAUAAACAAAACGAUACCUUGAGCUUUUCCUUAUGCCCUUCGGUUCAAUCAGAGCGAGAGCAUCUAAGCUUUAAACUGAAGGUAGAGUAUGAGGAUGGGCUCGGAGAAACUGCAGCUUGUGAGGUGGCUGCACAGGAUAAAAUUGGACUGAUGGAGGAUGACGAAAGUACCGACACUGAUGAAGAUGUCAACGCCAUCCCUCCUAAUAUUAGGGAUGCAAGGGGCUAUUACAACAUCAUCUCUGCACCUCUACAAGGUUUCUCAGAAGACUGCAGUGAUGAGGAUGACUACAUGACACCACUGGGACCUAAAAGUGAGGAAGGCUCUGUGUGCUGUGUUUGUGGAGAAAACAUCCCCUUACUGAAUGAACUGAUAGAUCACUUCAAGACACACACAGCUGAGGUGUCUUGCCACCUGUGUUGGACAAAGUUUGGACAAGUUAUUUCGCUGGCAGUACACUUAAAAAAUGCCCAUCCAAGGAAAAAUUUUAUGUGUGGAAUCUGCAGAACUCUCUUUAGGUGCACGUGGCGUCUGAAUGGACAUAUGGAAAAGCAUCGGAAAGACAUAAUGGAGGUAAAACCUGUGGUUAAAAUGGAACAGACAGAAGAAAUCGGCAUCAAAGAGAAUAUAAGAUACACUGAUAUGAGACAAAUAACCUUGAUGGAUCAUUCAUAUUGUGUCUCAGAUCAAGCAGCUACAAAUGACACUUGCAGUGCCAUCCAGAAACACAUCGACAAUGAUACAAACUCCACAAAUCAAGAGUCACGCAUCGAAACACAAACCGAAAGAUUGCCUCUUUUUGAUAAACAAAACGAUACCUUGAGCUUUUCCUUAUGCCCUUCGGUUCAAUCAGAGCGAGAGCAUCUAAGCUUUAAACUGAAGGUAGAGUAUGAGGAUGGGCUCGGAGAAACUGCAGCUUGUGAGGUGGCUGCACAGGAUAAAAUUGGACUGAUGGAGGAUGACGAAAGUACCGACACUGAUGAAGAUGUCAACGCCAUCCCUCCUAAUAUUAGGGAUGCAAGGGGCUAUUACAACAUCAUCUCUGCACCUCUACAAGGUUUCUCAGAAGACUGCAGUGAUGAGGAUGACUACAUGACACCACUGGGACCUAAAAGUGAGGAAGGCUCUGUGUGCUGUGUUUGUGGAGAAAACAUCCCCUUACUGAAUGAACUGAUAGAUCACUUCAAGACACACACAGCUGAGGUGUCUUGCCACCUGUGUCGGACAAAGUUUGGACAAGUUAUUUCGCUGGCAGUACACUUAAAAAAUGCCCAUCCAAGGAAAAAUUUUAUGUGUGGAAUCUGCAGAACUCUCUUUAGGUGCACGUGGCGUCUGAAUGGACAUAUGGAAAAGCAUCGGAAAGACAUAAUGGAGGUAAAACCUGUGGUUAAAAUGGAACAGACAGAAGAAAUCGGCAUCAAAGAGAACAUAAGAUACACUGAUAUGAGACAAAUAACCUUGAUGGAUCAUUCAUAUUGUGUCUCAGAUCAAGCAGCUACAAAUGACACUUGCAGUGCCAUCGGAGGGCUCAGAGAAACUGCAGCUUGUGAGGUGGCUGCAGAGGAUGAAAUUGGACUGAUGGAGGAUGACGAAAGUACCGACACUGAUGAAGAUGUCAACACUUACUCACUACUCUCUGGUGACACGGCGUACAACCUGGAUGACGACUUCAGCUCAGAAUCUGAUGACAGUGACUCAAGAAGCAGCUCAUGUGGCCGUCACCAGUCAGUGAAAACAAUUUCCCCAGCCCCUGAUCCUCCACAUUUAACCCUGCAGCAAUUGCUUCAGACAACUCCUUUGGUUCCUGCUAAGGUGUCAGAUUUGGUUCCACAAUUUGUGGCCAUGCCACAAACACUUAUCAGGCCCCAUUUCCCUCAUAGUUCUUGUGUCGCUCGUCCGAAAAUUCCUGUCCAUAUACCUUCAGUAGUGCAGCCCUUGAUGUCGAAUCUGUCCAGGAUGACUCCUUGUAUCCCUACCACUUCCAAUCCACCUUUUCCAAGUCAAGUCGUCAUAUCCUUCUCACCCACAGUGAACGUCUCAGCACCCUGUCUAGUUUCAACCAACAGGCCUGUUCUGAGACAAACACCUGCAGCAAUUAGGCCCCUACCAGUAAACGUCCCGCUGAUGACUUCAGUCACUUGUCCCACCCUGGUCAUUGCUCUUACUGAACACAACCAGCCACAGAUCCCUCCUGCCCAGGUUCAGGCUCCGUUACAAGUAGUGGCCAUGUUUGUGAACCAAAGCAGGGAUUUGGCUCUGCAGAAGCGACUCAAGCAGAGCUGGCGCUCCAAGACCAUCUUCCCCUGUCGCCACUGUGGGGCCGUCUCAAGACAGCCUUCGCUGAAGGUGCGUCACCGCUACUUACACCUGCGGAAAUACAUUUGA
Carassius carassius (crucian carp) is the source of this 3359-nucleotide messenger RNA. RefSeq lists its product as uncharacterized. The transcript has 7 exons. The coding region runs from base 663 to 3359 and encodes 898 amino acids. The record is from RefSeq and is a predicted model, not a curated record. Gene Ontology annotation, molecular function: DNA-binding transcription factor activity; RNA polymerase II cis-regulatory region sequence-specific DNA binding. Lineage: Eukaryota; Metazoa; Chordata; Actinopteri; Cypriniformes; Cyprinidae. Gene Ontology annotation, biological process: regulation of transcription by RNA polymerase II.